This is a messenger RNA of Penicillium manginii, 1848 nucleotides long. RefSeq names its product fungal specific transcription factor domain-containing protein. Gene Ontology annotation, biological process: DNA-templated transcription. The transcript is spliced from 2 exons. The record is from RefSeq and is a predicted model, not a curated record. Lineage: Eukaryota; Fungi; Ascomycota; Eurotiomycetes; Eurotiales; Aspergillaceae. Gene Ontology annotation, molecular function: DNA binding; zinc ion binding. The coding region runs from base 1 to 1848 and encodes 615 amino acids.
AUGGGGAGAGAUAGAGGCCAAAAUACUACGGAGCGGCCCGCUUUCACACAGCCAGAAGAAUCAAGUGUCCAAGUCGGACUGGCAUCGAACAAGGAGUCGAGUACGGUUGAGAAACAGCUGGGUCGAUUGGUCAUUGAUGAUAAGCGAAGCUACUAUGUGAGCAAUAAGCUAUGGGCAAAUUUGACAAACGAGAUUGAAGAGCUACGAGACUUGCUUCAUGAUCCAAUAUCUGAUAAUGAGGAGAAUCCUAACGACGACCUCAAUCAACCCGUACUGGACUCCACAUUAGACAUGGGCUCCAACGCCGCAAUACUGGGAUUCCAGAAAAUUGCUCCAUCGAUGCGUUCUUAUCACCCGCCACUGUCGCAGUCGGUGACUUUGGUGGAAAUUUUCAAAGAGAGAGUUCUACCCUUGGUGCACAUAUUUCAUGCCCCGACACUGAUGCGUGAUUAUUGGGAUGCUAUAUCUUCUCUCGAUACUACUUUGGAUCGAAACAGCGAGGCCUUGCUGUUUGCUAUCUACUAUUCCACUGUCAUCAGCAUGGAAUCGGCACAAUGCGAGAGCGUUAUAGGUGUUUCACGGGAGGUAGCUCUCAGGCACUAUCAGUUUGCGGUGCAGCAAGCCAUGGCACGAGCUGACUUUCUCAACACCCAGAGUGUGACAUUACUUCAAGCCGUGGUUCUUUUCUUAUCUGCGUUACGCAAUGUAGAUGCCUCUCGUCGAACAUGGUCUCUGACUGCACUUGUUUUCCACAUUGCUAGAGCCAUGGGGUUGCACCGUGAUGGAACAUCCUUCGGACUACCGCCUCUUGAGACAGAACUGAGACGUCGUUUAUGGUGGCAUAUAUGCUUUCUUGACAUCAGGUCCUCAGAGCAUCAUGGAUGUCAACCAAUAGUGCAAGACUCGGCAUUUGACACUAAAACGCCACUCAACAUCAAUGAUAGCGACUUGGUACAUGGAAUGACCGAGCCACCCAUAGAACGUGAAGAGGCUACCGAAAUGACAUUUUGUCUUGUUCGUUGCGAAGUGCUCCGCGUGGCAUGGAAAACCAGCUACUUUUCUCCGAGCGAGAUGUCCCCCAACAACUCGGAACGCCAGGAAGACGAAGCAUCAUCUACCAACCCAGAGCAAAUGGCCAAAAACUUGACAGAGAAACUAGAGGAGCAAUAUAUUAAACAUUGCGACCCUAGUGUCCCAUUUUUCAAGAUGUGCAUGACCGUGGCGCGACUGAUGAUUACUCGAAUAUGGCUGGCUAUUUACUACCCACCAAGGAAGAAGUCUAGCCCGAGUCUACCUACCGCUAACAGAGACAAGAUGUUUCUCACAGCAAUAAAAAUACUUGAAUUAUCGACCGUUAUUAUUACCAGCCCCGAAGUUUCUAAAUGGGCAUGGCAUUCCAAGACUCAUAUACAAUGGCAUGCUGUUGUGAUUGUCUUGGCUGAAAUCUGUUCACGCCCACCAUCCCAAGAGUGUGAUCGUGCGUGGGAGUGUGCAAAUACAGUAUACAGCAGAUGGAACUUGCGAAAUGAUAAGGCCAAUAUUCUCUGGAGACCAAUAAAUCGCUUAAUGGCCAAAGCAAAUUCUGUCCAAGAGACUGAGAAGAAUGACAAGCGUGAAGCACAUACAAAGACAGCUGGCAUGGCGUCAGCGACAUCCAGCGAAUCGACGGCGGAUAUUAGUAUACCACCGGGAAAUUUGCUGGAAUCAUCUGAUAUGCUCUUCAGCCAGAACUUUUUUAACGGGGCCCACGAUGACUUUGAGUCGAUGUAUAAUGACUAUACAAUGGGUGAUUGGGCUGCAGAUGGCUUCGGUUCUAAUUUCAGUGUGGAAUCGGCCCCAAUUCUGUAA